UCAAUUAGACAACAACAUUAUCUUCCACAGCUUUUAACAUUUUUAUUUAUUAAUAUAUAUAUAUUCUCACUUCUCGAACUUGAUUUCCUGGGAUCAAACACUCAACACAAAUUUUCUUGAUUUUGGUGCUCAGAGAAGAAAAAAAAAAAGGUUUUAAUGGAAUCUCCUCAAUCUGUUGUGUCGCCAUUCAAGGCCUCCUCUGUUUUCUCUGAUCAUGAGAAACAGAAUCUUGAUCUUUUUACUAAAAACCCGGCUUUCAUGACGAAAAAGCCCGAACCGGAACCAGCGCCAGCUCUUGGUGUUCUUGAGGUAUGCAUUCAUCAAGCUAGGGACAUUCAAAACAUAUGCAUAUACCAUAAACAAGAUGUUUAUGCUAAAAUUUGCAUCACUAGUAACCCCGAAAAAUAUGUUACUACUCAAACCAUCAAUGGAGGGGGACAAAAUCCGGUUUUUAAUGAAACGCUAAGAAUUAACGUUCCUACAAUUGAUGCUUCACUGAAAUGUGAGAUCUAUAUGUUGAGUAGGGUGAAAAAUUAUCUUGAAGAUCAGUUGUUAGGUUUUGCUUUAGUCCCUUUAUCGGAAAUUCUCAUGAAGAAUGGAAAGUUAGAAAAGGAGUUUACUUUAUCUUCCACCGAUCUUUUCCACUCGCCUUCUGGUUUCGUUCACUUGUCGUUGUCAUACAACGGUACCUCCCCUGACAUUAUUGCUAUCCCACCACCAUCGGCGGCUGAUGGAACUGCCAAUGAUUCUGAGUUAGCUGAAUUUGACAAACUUGAGUUUCCGGAUCCCAAAUUAGUGAAUGAAAACCAUAUGAUGGUGACAGAGUAUAUUGGUUUGAGCUCAGAGAGUUUGGUCUCAUCUGACGCCGAUGAUCAAGUUGAUCAACCUAUUUCAGAAACCGUCGAAACAGUUGAAACCCCAAAGCCCAACUCUCCACCAACAAGUGUCUCAACUAAUGGGUCUCAUUGUGCUUCAGGUCCUGUUAUAAGAACGGAAUCAGACUCAAAAUCUGCAAAUCAAGAAUGUGAGUCGCUACUAAAAGAAAACCCUGCAAAAGGUGGUGAUGGUGAGAGUGAUUCGGUAAGUGAGAAUGCCAUAAAGAAGCCUUUAGUGGCAGUUAAUGUUGAUUUGGAGCAAAAAGUGGUGCAACAGGACUUUGUGGAUUUGUAUAUGAAGAGUAUGCAACAGUUCACUGAGUCGUUGGCUAAGAUGAAACUCCCAUUGGAUGUGGAAAAGGAAGGCUCGGAGUCAGGAAACUCUCCUAGUUCGGAUCAGAAGAUUCAGACACCAAAUGGGACACAGUCUCGUGUGUUCUAUGGGAGUCGAGCAUUCUUCUGAAGAUUCACAGGGGAAAUGUAGGGUUUAGAAUAAAGAAGACUGAUGACAAAACACUGCUUUAGCUUAUGUUGUUGUUGUUUCAAGGUAUGUAAGUAUGGAUCUUUGUGUUUUAACCCGUCACUCUGUGUUUUUUAAAUUCUGAGUUUAGUUCUUGAUCUA
This is a messenger RNA of Erigeron canadensis, 1497 nucleotides long. RefSeq lists its product as uncharacterized. The record is from RefSeq and is a predicted model, not a curated record. NCBI's taxonomy places the organism in Eukaryota, Viridiplantae, Streptophyta, Magnoliopsida, Asterales, Asteraceae. Bases 157 to 1338 code for a protein of 393 amino acids. The transcript has 2 exons.